Mustela erminea (ermine) is the source of this 3911-nucleotide messenger RNA. It is a transcript of the gene N4BP2L2, whose product is annotated as NEDD4 binding protein 2 like 2. Lineage: Eukaryota; Metazoa; Chordata; Mammalia; Carnivora; Mustelidae. Gene Ontology annotation, cellular component: nucleus. The record is from RefSeq and is a predicted model, not a curated record. Gene Ontology annotation, molecular function: transcription corepressor activity. The coding region runs from base 190 to 3852 and encodes 1220 amino acids. Gene Ontology annotation, biological process: negative regulation of transcription by RNA polymerase II. The transcript is spliced from 9 exons.
CCUGCCGGGGUAGCCGCGAGGUGGCAGCCAUCUUGCGUACGGCGGUGCUGUUUCCCAGAUGCCGAGGGUUUUGGUUUUUAGUUCCUCUGUGCUUUGGGGUGGUGUUUGUGCGUUGCUUUCACCUUUUCAGAUGUUCGUGUCUUUCUAGACCACGAUUUUAUUGGGAGGUAGAAGCGAAUGUAGUGUAAGAUGCCUUAUGGUGAAAUUGAAGCGAAAUCCUUGGAUCAUUGUGAAGAACUAACAGGUGAACCAUGCUAUAAAAAAUUGAAGUCAGCUGAAGAGGCUUAUGUUUUUUCUCAUCAUGGUACUGCUGAUUUUCACAGAAUCCAAGAGAAAGCUGGGAAUGAUUGGGUCCCUGUGACCAUUGUUGAUGUCAACGAACACAGUUAUCUUCAGGAGGACAAAACCAAAAUUACAAACUCGGUGAAACCUGUGCAUGAUGAGAUGCCUGGCAAUAAUAGAUCAGAUGUUAUUGAAUCCAUUGAUACACAAAUUUUACAGGAUGCCAGUCCUGCAUUGGUAUCCAAAGAUGAUGAGAUAUAUAGCACAAGUAAAGCAUUUAUAGGACCGAUUUACAAUCCCCCUGAGAAGAAGAAAUACAGUGAAAGGAGAAAUCAUUCAGAAGCAGUCAGUGGUAUAGAUGGCAAAGGAGGACGAGAACAGAAACAGAACUUCAACUCUAAAAAAUCAAAGCUUGACAACGAAUUAUUCCAGUUUUACAAGGAAAUUGAAGAGCUUGAAAAUGAAAAAGAUGAUCUGGAAGGCAGUUGUGAAGAACCUGAGCUCUCUGAAGAAAAACUUACUGUGUAUUAUCAGGACCAUAAUAAUGAGCUGUUAAAAUCUGAAGAAGUAAAGGAAGGAGAUAUUAGUAAUGUUUUUCAGUCGCAUUGUAGUUACCGACAGCAUGGGGAGAACGAGCCAGGCAAAUAUCCUUGUAAUGGACAAGUAAUACCUGCAUUUUGUGAUGAUUCCUUAACUUCCUUCAGGCCUGAAUGGCAAUCAGUGCAUUCUUUUAUAGUACCCCAAGGUCCUCCUCCUCCCAGUUUUAACUAUCAUUUAAAUCUGCAAAGAUUCAGUGCUUCACCAAAUCCACCAUCAAAUAUUUUCCAUGUUCCAGAUGGGUCUCAGCAUCAAAAUGGGUAUUAUGUAAAUAGUUGUCACAUUAACUGGGAUUGUUUGACUUUUGAUCAGAACAAUGACUAUAUUGACUAUAGUGAGAAUACCAGUAGAGAUCAUUCCUUUUUUAAUGGCUACAUUGUGCAAGAUGGAUAUGUGAGUAAUGGUUUCUGUGAAACCAGGGAAGGAUGCUGGGAAGAUCCUUCUAUGGACAAGCAUAAUGGAAUAGACAGGCUUAAGAACCAGCAGUUUCAAGAGGAAAAGUUAAAUAAAUUGCAGAAGUUACUUAUUCUUUUAAGAGGUUUGCCUGGUUCUGGGAAAACAACGUUGUCUCGAAUUCUGCUUGGUCAAAGUCGGGAUGGCAUUGUGUUCAGCACUGAUGACUAUUUUCACCAUCAAGAUGGGUACAGGUAUAAUGUUAAUCAACUUGGUGAUGCUCAUGACUGGAACCAGAACAGAGCAAAACAAGCUAUCAAUCAGGGGAGAUCUCCAGUUAUAAUAGACAACACUAAUACACAAGCUUGGGAAAUGAAACCAUAUGUGGAAAUGGCCAUAGGAAAAGGAUACAGAGUAGAGUUUCAUGAACCUGAAACUUGGUGGAAAUUUGAUCCUGAAGAAUUAGAAAAGAGGAAUAAACAUGGUGUAUCUCGAAAGAAGAUUGCUCAGAUGUUGGAUCGUUAUGAAUAUGAAAUGUCCAUCUCUAUUGUAAUGAAUUCAGUGGAACCGCCACACAAAAGCACACAAAGACCUCCUCCUUCACAGGGGACACAGAGAGAAAGAGAUUUGAAGAAAACUGGGCACAGGCUCAGCAAAACCAAACAGAAGAGAAGCAGAAAAAGAAAUAAAAAGCAGAACAGUCAUAGUAAAAUCAUGGAGGAAAACUCAUUUGAAACCGUAAGUUACCACACGCUAGGAGAUCAGGACCCAUCUCAGAGUGAAGAGGAAGACAUUGAAGACACCAAAAGAGAAUCAGUGUGCACUUUCACUGGUGCACUGGGAAAUAAACGAGGAGAAUUAGUGAACAGCCACAAAGAUGAAGUAUGGAAAAGCAUAAAUCCUGAAGAUAGUUUUCCAAAUGCUGUAUCUGCAGUUGAGCUGGACAAUACAUUAAAAAAUGAUCUCCCUAGAGAAAACAAUGAUUUAUUUCUAAAUGUGUCACUGAUGCCAAAUGAAAACUCUGUGACUUGCCUGACAAUGACUCAGAAUCUUUCCUGCGUAACAAGUGAUGACUGCUCUGGCACAAAGGUAGGAAAGCAUCCUGGAAAUAGGCAUCCCACGGCAUCAGGCAUCCAGAGCGGAUCUGCUGACUUCCCCAGCUCAUUUAUGCAAAAGAGAGAGAAGGUAGAUAAAAGACUCCAAAAUGAAACAAUCCCUUGCCAUCAGUAUGCGUCCAGAACCUCAGAUAAAGGUUUAAGAACGGAACGAGGAGUAAGAGCAACUAAGAGCAGUUUUUGGCCUCUUUUUCCAAACAAUCUAUCUGAUGAAGAAUUACAGCCAGGCUCUGAGAGACAAUCCUGUUUGGGGAGCUGGCCUGAGGGACCUCAUAAGUUUAUAUGUGAACAAAGACCAAAGAAAGAUAGAUGGCAAAAAUUGGCCUCUCCAGACAGCAGGGGACAAUUGAUUACAUUGAUCUCCACUUCCGAAGAAACUUCAGUACCAGGAAGCAGUCCAGAAACACUGGUAGAGGAGAAGCUUUUGAUAGAAAAUGAGGAUUUGUCACCUUCAACUGAGAAUACAGAUUCAAUCAUAGCAACAGAAACAAGUAUCUUUAGAAGCUGCUUGCCUAACCUGGAUAUCCCAAAGAGUGACUUACACUCAACAAAGAAUAAGAAAAGGAGAGAGAAACGGCUUUUCAAUUUGGCACCAAACUUUAACUUACUGGCACAGAGCUAUAUCGAUGUAAAAGAAAGAGGUGAAUGUGGCUUGUUAACAGAAAGCCAUGGACUAAAAAUUAUUUUGGAAGAAGAAAAAGACAGAAUUUCAGAAAUACGUAAUAAAGAGGAGACCACACAAAAACUCAUGACCUUUAAUCAUCACCCAUCAUGGUUUUACUUCGAUAUUAUCGAAGAUCCUCCUCUAAAUGUUGGUAGACGAUCUUAUUCUCAUUACCUGCCAUUUAAUAGACACUCUGUAUAUUUUUACAAAAACCCUAUUCCUUCUCUUGUGCUACAAUAUACAUCUAGCUUUCAGAUGGUAUCCUUUACAAGCAAGAAAUCAUUUUUGACUUCCAAAUCUCAAACAAGAGUAGAUAACCAACCACGUGACAUAGGGUUUGUUUCUUCAGGAGUUUUAAGUAGCCAGCAUGAUCCUUUGUACUCUUUUAGGGUCACUUCUGAUCUUCACUUUUUAAAUGAAAGUUUUGAUGAGAAGCUGGAGACAUGGGAAGAACCCAAGCCGUUACAGUUCUUGCAAACUGAAGAUAACCAAGAUUUUACAAGCCCUGGCAUUGAGUCCCUUGAGCUGCAAUUAUCACAAGGGUUUGCCUUUCAACUAGUAAAGCUUUUUGGAUCACCUGGAGUUCCAAUGGAAUCUUUGUUGCCUGAUGACUGUGUGGUUUCCCUUGACUGGAAGACACUGAAGAUGAUCUAUUUACAAUGGAAGACAUCAGUUGAGUUGAAUUCUUCAGUCUUCCUGGUGCUGUUGAAGAUCCUACCCACCAAGAAAGAGUGCUCAGUGCCCACCCAAAGGAUUAUUUUCGGCAAUAUACUCGUGGGAUACCAAAAUUGGCUUGGAUAACCUGUUCAACUGUUCUUGAUUAGUUAUCUGAACAAUAAAAAACUCAACAAAAGAGGUAA